Molecule: messenger RNA, 2139 nt
Organism: Scomber scombrus (Atlantic mackerel)
Lineage: Eukaryota; Metazoa; Chordata; Actinopteri; Scombriformes; Scombridae
Product: kalirin-like
Biological process (GO): intracellular signal transduction; axon guidance
Cellular component (GO): postsynaptic density; cytoplasm
Molecular function (GO): guanyl-nucleotide exchange factor activity; protein binding
Source: RefSeq, a predicted model, not a curated record
GGGAAGUUGACGUCUCAGGGGAAGCUGCUGCAGCAGGAGACGUUCUGCGUGUGGGAACAGGACGGAGGCGUUUUGUCUCGCAGUAAAGAACGUCGCGUUUUCCUGUUCGAGCAGAUCAUCAUCUUCAGCGAGCUGCUGCGGAAAGGCUCCAAUAACCCGGGAUACCAGUUCAAGAACAGCAUCAAGGUGAGUUACCUGGCGAUGCAGGACAGCGUGGACGGGGAUCCCUGUAAGUUCGUGUUGUGGUCUCGCGGCUCGGCGGAGCGAUUCACGCUGCAGGCUUCCUCCGCCAGCAUCAAACUGACCUGGGUGGAAAACAUCGCCGCCCUGCUGGACGCUCAGAACAACUUCCUGUCAGCUCUUCAGUCGCCGAUCGAGUACCAGAGGAAGGAGGGGGGCAUAGCGGUGACCCGACCGCUGUCGUCAGGGCGACCGCCAUCGGCCCCGCCCACACCGAACGGCCACGCCCCCCAACCGCAGCACGACAACGAGCAGGACGACCAGGAGCUGGUCCAUGUCCUGCAGGACUUCGCAGCCGUGCGUGAGGACGAGAUCUCCGUGUUUCGGGGGGAAAAGGUUCAGAUCCUGGCGUCGAACCAGCAGGGUCAGAGUCUGGUGUACCGGCCCGCCAACAGCGACUCGCCGGCCGCCGAGGGCUGGGUGCCACGCAGCGUGCUCAACACACACUGACACACACACACACACACACACACACACACACACACACACUGCAAGCCGACAGGGCCAAAAACACGACGGUAAAAUCUUUAAUUUCGAAUGAUUUUAAAACUAAAGGAGCAGUGACAUUAAGUGUUAUUUAAACAGCUGUUGAGGUACCUGGAUCAAAUCUGAGGCUGUGAUUGGCUGUUUUCUAACACGCUUUUUGACCCUGAUCGCUUGCACACACACACACACACACACACACACACACACAUACCUACACACACACACACACACACACCUACACACACACCUACACACACACACACACUCCCAGCAGCAGGUACUGUUAAUCUCCUCCCUCCUUCCUGGUGCUUCAACAUUCAGCCAAAAACACGCCUCCUCCUCCCUCGUCCCGCCUCCCGUCCUCAUCUCGUCCAAUCAGGUCGCUCUCCAGUUUACGGCUCAGUCCCAACCCCCCGAUGACAUCAUCACAAACUGUUUAACCUUUUUCGGGUCAGUCGGAGGGAGAACAAAUGACCACACACACCACGACAUCAUCAUCAUCAUCACAAGACUGGGAUUCCAGGAAGCUGCUGUUGCCUAGCAACAAGAGACAAUUAAAAUAAAUUAAGAAAAAGAAAAAGAAGAAAAAAAGUUUCCUGGAAGAGAAGAGGUGAAAACGACCCGUCUGACCAAUCAGAGCUCACCCUGUUAAUAGUGUGUAUAAACAGACUAAAGACACACACACAAACACACACACGCACAUGCACACACACACACACACACACACACACAUAUACAUAUGAACCACUGCUAUGACGAAGAUGAUGAUGAAGAUUACUAUGAUGAUUAUUAUAAUUAAGAAUAAUAGAAUCUGUUUUUCACCUCCAGUAGAGAAGAAGAAAAAAAAAUACGAGAGAAACUGUUUUUGUCAUAUUAAUGUGUGUGUGUGUGUGUGUGUGUGUGUGUGUGCGUGUGUGUGUGUGUGCGUGUGUGUGUGUGUGUGUGCGUGUGUGUGUGUAAGAGAGAGAGCGUACAUAUGUGAGUGAGUGUGAAUGUGAAUGUGUGUAGUAACGCCAUCCUGUAUAUGUGUGUGUGUGUGUGUAUGUGUGUGUGUGUGUGUGUUUUCCACUGACAGUUAGGUGGUGUCCCGGUGUAGCGUUGCCAUGACGAUUUGUUGUGUUUGCGGUGACACCCGUCUCUUUUUUGUUUUUUUUAUUUUUUCCUUUUGGGGUCUUUUAUAGCUAACCAGAGCUGCCACCUCUAAAAAAAAACCCAAACUCCUUAUACCCCCCCUCUUCCUCCCCUCCAUCCACCACGGUUACCAUAGCAACCGGCGGUGUGGAAGGGGCCUCCAGUGUGAGCAUGCUCUGGUUAGUUUUUGGAUAUUCUGAAUAUGCAUUUCUUGUUCUUGUAUAUAGACCAGACCUCUCAACUGCUACUCCACUAACACUGGACACUGUGUCUCUCUGUCCG